This is a messenger RNA of Colius striatus (speckled mousebird), 3928 nucleotides long. RefSeq names its product follistatin like 1 (gene FSTL1). The record is from RefSeq and is a predicted model, not a curated record. Lineage: Eukaryota; Metazoa; Chordata; Aves; Coliiformes; Coliidae. Gene Ontology annotation, molecular function: protein binding. Bases 117 to 1064 code for a protein of 315 amino acids. Gene Ontology annotation, biological process: multicellular organism development; cell differentiation; regulation of BMP signaling pathway. The transcript is spliced from 11 exons.
GUCGGGGUGAGGGGGAGUGCUCCCUUCCCCUUCCCUUCCCGAGCAAGCCGGAGCUGGCGAAGGCGCCUCUGCAACUCCUCCUGCCCCGCCGGUGCCGUUAGCCGCCCGCCCGCAGCAUGAUCUGGAAAACUCUCCCGCUGCUCUGCGCCCUGAUGGCCGUCGCCCGCCUGCGAGCCGAGGAAGAGCCAAGGAGCAAAUCCAAGAUCUGUGCCAAUGUUUUCUGUGGAGCUGGACGGGAGUGUGCAGUGACUGAGAAGGGAGAGCCAACCUGCCUCUGCAUUGAGCAAUGCAAACCUCACAAGAGGCCUGUGUGUGGUAGCAAUGGCAAGACAUAUCUGAACCACUGUGAGCUGCACCGUGAUGCCUGUCUCACCGGCUCCAAGAUCCAGGUGGAUUACGAUGGCCACUGUAAAGAGAAGAAGUCUGAGAAUCCAGCUGCAAAUCCAGUUGUCUGCUACCAGUCGGACAGGGACGAGCUUCGUCGCCGUGUCAUCCAGUGGCUGGAAGCUGAGAUUAUCCCAGAUGGAUGGUUUUCCAAGGGCAGCAACUACAGCGAAGUCCUGGACAAGUAUUUCAAGAGUUUUGAUGAUGGUGAUUCUCGCUUGGACUCCACUGAAUUCCUGAAGUUUGUGGAGCAGAAUGAGACUGCUGUCAACAUCACCACCUACAUGGACCAGGAGACCAACAAGCUGCUCAGGGGACUCUGCGUAGAUGCCCUCAUCGAGCUGUCAGAUGAAAAUGCCGACUGGAAGCUCAGCUUCAGUGAAUUUCUCAAGUGCCUCAGCCCAUCCUUCAACCCACCUGAGAAAAAGUGUGCCCUGGAGGAUGAAACCUACGAGGACGGAGCAGAGACCCAGGUGGAGUGCAACCGCUGCGUCUGCGCCUGUGGGAACUGGGUGUGCACUGCCAUGACAUGUGACGGGAAGAAUGAGAAGGGCCCUGCUCGGAGACAGCGACCUGAUCAAGACUUGACUGAGGAGGAUCUGGCUAGAUACGUUCAGGAACUGCAGAAGCAUCAGGACACGGCCGAGAAGACCAAGAGAAUGAGCACCAAGGAGAUGUAAAGGGGCCUCCACACCAGAGGAGCCCAGGAGGAUGGGGCCAACCUUCUGCCCUGUCCUCCAGCGCUGAUCUCAGUAUGCACAAGCGUCUGCUACAGUUGCCCAGUCACAGAUAUUUACAUUGUAUAGCGAUGGGUUAUUUGUUUUGUAAUACACAGAGAAUGGGGCUAGGAAAGGGGAGCAGAGCCCACCUAUUCAGGGAGCUUCAUUGCUGGGGCCUUGGAAGGCUGGGAGGGAUUUACAGGGUCUCAGAGGCUCCUUUCCCAGAGCAGUCAGCUGCUCCCUCCAAGAGCUAACAGGGAUUUGUUGUUUCCCCUUGAUCUGGGGAAAGGCCGGAGGUCAGUGCUGGAUAGAAAAGGGGGUCUUUAAUCAGUACAGCUGCCGGCAGUGGCCUUGGCUGCAGAAAUCCAGGCCCAGCACUUUUGUGGCUGAGCACGUGUGCCACAGGGCAUCGUCAGCCGAGGACCCUGCUCUGCUUGCCCUCCCCUUUGGUUCGAGCUCCUCACAGCUGGCCAGCCUGGUGUGACACCUGGAAGCCAUGACGCCAUGCUGCUGGCAUGAGUCCAGCAUGUUCCUCCUUGCUUUCCACAGACUGUCCCCAGCAGCUCUUCCAGUACUUUGUGGGCUCCCACACAACAUGGUUCCUUUUGACCUCAUCUCACUCUUACUCUCCCUGCCCCUUCCUUAGAGGUGCUAUCAUAUGGUUUUUGUCCUCUUAUCACAUUCACACGCUGACUCCCCCUUUUGGUUUUGGGUUUUUUUUAAUUACUUUAUUCCCUAUGGUAGUAAUUCAACUUUUGUAUGUUUCGUAGCUCUAGAUCUUUCAAGAGAACCCAGCCUGUGGGUUUUUGCUAUUGGCAGCGCUGUGAUGCCCGUGCACACUUUGUGUCGCGCUGCGCUCGGCCACCGCCAGCACCACCAGCAGCUUGUGAGCUCCUGCGCCACAGGGCAUUGCUCAGCUGGGGAUAGCAAUGCCCCUCCCUCGUGGGAACAAGAGACAGGGCUGAAUGGAAUUGACAGGAUCAGGGACAGAUUGACACUGCAGCUCUCUGGCUCUCACAGCUUUAGCUACAGCAUCUCUUGGUGGGUCAUUUUCCUCUGACCCGUUUCUCAGAGCAUCGGUUGUAGAUAUAAAUGAAAUGCUGUUUUGUUGACAAUACCUCUGUAGCCUCAAGCCCAUCUGAUUUUUUUUCUCUCCUGCAGUUGUCAAAUGUACUCCAAACACUCUCACACAGGAACAUCCAGUUUCCACCUUCCCAGCCCAGCUGUGCAUCCCGAGCAGUUGCUGCUUGUGACUUCCAUCUUCCUGUUAGUGUGCAACUUCAGGAGUUGUUGCCAGGUGUCUGGCAGUCCCUAGUGCUCACUCAAACAAAACUCCACAUGCAAAAAGAAUGUUCUGCUUGAGUGAAGAUCAGCAGGACUCUUGCCCCAGCCUUCCCCUUUUUGCACAGUGCUUUCCUUGGAGGGGAAGAAUGAGCUCGUACCGAGCAAGUGUAGGAAAAGAAGACAGAUUGUUCCCUCCUGUGGUCUUGUCCAUGAGCCAGAUUUGUUAAAGGCUGUUUGGUCUUUGAGCUGUUUGCCUGAUGUGAACCCAGAGGACUUCCACUGACUUGGGCACAUUCCCACCUUGCCAUUUCCACAAUUACCCCACCAUGCUAGGAGGUUUUGGCAUAACAGAUACGGAAGGGAGCUGGUUCUUCGCCCACGGAGGGUCUGGAUUUGAGAAGCUGUCACCUGUGAAGGUGAGGGAAAUGAAUCCAUAGGAGCUGAGAGUAAUGUGGACAACUCUACCCUGGGCCAGAGUCACUGUAUUCUGGUGGCACUGGAUAAGUGGUUGGUGGAACAGGAGCACCCUCGCUUCUCCCCAGUAGCCUGAGCAAAACAGCUUCAUGUGCUGGAUCUGGAAGAACAUUGUUAGUAAAUGUCUUGCUUUACUCUGACCCUCUGAAAAAAAGUUGGUGCCCCCCAGCUCACUUCCUUCCAGCUUGAAUCCUUGAAGUGCCUUAGAGAAAACACAACAGCUUGCCUUAAAGGCUUUCCCUGGAUGGAGAUAGCAUCUUAUUAUCCAGUCAGGAAAAUCUCCAACUGGGAGAAGCAGAGCAUGUGCAGGAAGGAAAGGCUAAUCCACAGCUGAAGGGCUGUUGUAGGCUGCCUUGUGUGAUACAUUCAGUCGCUGACUCCUGUGGAUGUGUCUGUCAUUGAGGAUCACUGCUGGAGACAGCUGGAGAGGUGGGUGCUGGCAAUUGAGGUUUACAGAGCUUGUGCUUUGACUGAAGGCAGAGGGAUGAGAUGCUGCCUCGGGCAAGGCAAGCUGAGGUCUCUGACAAGCCAUACCACAGAUCCUAGGGUAGCCUGGGGUGAGAGCCCAGCAAACCUGCCUCCUUUUCAUCCUUCUGCCCUCAAAGACAAAAACAACUGUGGGUUCUAAGGGCUAGGGUCCCCAUAGGGGACUGACACAUCUCUCCUCCCCACAAGGAGGGGAAGGAAGGGCAGCUGUUCGGUGGGCCGUGUACUCCUCAGCAGGCUGGCUGGUCACUAACUUCUGUGGGGGGACUUGGCUGCUGGCAAAGAAAGUGCAGAGUUCCAGCCAUUGCCUUCUGAGACAAAUGCUGUACAGAGUGUAAGGGGCACAGGGAAGGCUUUUCUUUUUUCUUUUAUUUUUCCCCCCCAAAAAUGCCAAAUUUAAGCAACAAAUAAAAAGUCCCACUUCUGCCUCUAUAUUCCCUCCUGUACGUGUGUGAAGUUUAUCAGUAUUCUGUAGGUUUCCUUAGUGCACUUAUUUUACUUGAUUUUGUAAUUUUUUGGUUUUUGAACCGGGGAGGGUUGGAUAUUACUGCCAAAUAAAUGAAACAAACGUUUGAAAAUGG